This is a messenger RNA of Bolinopsis microptera, 3662 nucleotides long. Its product is annotated as PCI domain-containing protein 2-like. The coding region runs from base 10 to 1206 and encodes 398 amino acids. Gene Ontology annotation, molecular function: double-stranded DNA binding; RNA binding. Gene Ontology annotation, cellular component: transcription export complex 2. The record is from RefSeq and is a predicted model, not a curated record. NCBI's taxonomy places the organism in Eukaryota, Metazoa, Ctenophora, Tentaculata, Lobata, Bolinopsidae. The transcript has a single exon. Gene Ontology annotation, biological process: transcription elongation by RNA polymerase II; poly(A)+ mRNA export from nucleus; post-transcriptional tethering of RNA polymerase II gene DNA at nuclear periphery.
UAGAAGAUUAUGAAUUUUGGAGGGCCUAAUCCUCUUAAACAGCUGCUCUCAACUGCAAAAGCUGCAUUAGAAAACGAUGAUGGAAAAGAAUUUGCUGAUUUGAUGUCUUUAAAUCAUCCAUUUUCGUUGAGAAAUUGGAACCUUAACAAUAUAAAUCUGGAUCCACCAUUCGAUCAGAUGAUGUUAGAACAUUUCCAAUGUUCCGAUGCAGUAAUUGCAAAUGAUUUUGCCACAGCAUUUAAUCAUCAGUGCAAUGUUAUUCAGAUUUUUGCCAGAAUGUUUAAAACUCAGAAGGAAGACAACUGGGGCCUGCCAAUGAUGAACAUCAUGAUAAAGGAUAUGUUUUCUUUGGCUGUAAAAGCUGAUAUUGUUGCUGUCGCAAAUGGUGAAAUGGUAGGAUCAAAAAUUGAUGCAUGUGCUGAUAUGCUCAUGACAGUUUUCAGAGUUUGUGCUAGUGAUUCUAGAACAAGUAUUGAGUAUACAAAGCGAUGGGGACUGAUGCCUAUCAUCAAUCUGUUAUUCAAAUGCUACUUCAAAACAAAUAAGCUUCACUUGUGUAAACCAUUGAUUAUUGCAAUUGAGACCAACGCUGCAAACAAAGACAUCAAAGACCUGUUUUCUAUCGCUGACAGGGUAACAUACAAUUACUUUGUUGGUAUGAAGCAUAUGUUCGAGAAUGAAUUCAAGGGUGCUGACAAAUGUCUUUCAUUUUCCUUUGAGAACUGUUUGAAAAGUUGCACCAGUAAUAAGAGAAAGAUUCUUAUAUGCCUAAUCCCGGUAAAGAUGACUCUUGGCUUCAUGCCUAAGGUAUCAAUAUUGAAGAAAUACAACCUGUGUGAGUUUGAAGACGUUGUUGAAGCUGUUAAAACAGGUAAUAUCAAACUUCUUAAUGAAGCUAUCGAAAAGAAUGCUGCUUUCUUUACAAGAGCUGGAAUAUACCUCAUUCUAGAAAAACUCAAAGUCAUAACUCUCAGGAAUCUCUUUAAAAAGAUUUACCUCAUCACUGGUUCUUUUCAAAUUGAUGUGGCAAGAUUCAAAACAGCAUUGAAUUGGCUUGGACUUGAAGAUGUUGAUUCAGAUGAAACUGAGUGCAUCCUUGCUAAUAUGAUCAAUGAUGGUUACAUUAAGGGUUACAUAUCAGAGCAGCACAAGAAAAUUGUAGUGAGCAAAGUUAAUGCAUUUCCUAAGCUUAAUACAUUUUUAUAGGCAGUGACAAAGCUAUUUUAUGAAGUUGUGCAUUUUACAUUUUGUCAUCAUUUUAUUAUAGAAAUAAGAACUUUGCUGAGCUUUAUUCCUGCAUAAGUGAUUAAGUCUUGAUUAAUUAAUGAUAUUUCAAUGAUAUUUAUCAGCACUUAAUGCAUCAUUUAAUAAGAAAAUGUUCCUGGUAUUUGAAAUUAUCAAGUUUUGUCACAAGAUUUUAAUAUUUUAAGCAUUUUAUCUCAGAUUACCGCAAGUCUCUUUGGCUGAACUAUGAUAAACUUAUAGAUGUGUCAUUUAUACAUGUGGCACAUGCCAUUUAUAUGUAAUUUACUGUAAAUUAUCCUCAAGAUAAUAUGAUAAUUUGUUUUCGAAAAACGUCAAAACUUUUCCUAAAAAUGUUGGUAACUCUCCAAUGAUUUUUCUAGUAGAUCUAAACAUUAUUUCAAUUAUUUUCAGGAUGUAGAUUUCAACAGACAUUUCAUAGCAGAAAUAAUAUGUCUAAAGACCUAAAGAUCUUACAGCUUCAAGAUGAUCUUGAGCAGGCUGGAAAAGAGAUAAAACAUCUUCAAAAGAUAACUGAAAACUUGAUGAAUGAUCAGAAUGCACAAAAUGCUACCAUGAGUCGGAUGUCGCUUGAAAAUAGUUCUCUCAGAUUAGAACGAGAUGAGUUAAGGAAUGUGAUCCAGUUAGCUGAUGAUGGCAUUGCUGAUAUUAACACUCAUUGGAAGCAGAAGUUUUUUAUGUGGAGAGAAACUGAAUCCCAUCUUAUGAAGGAACUUUCUCAGAGUAAAGAAAAGAUUCAUGAGCUUUCCUCUGAGUUCGAGACUAAGACUGAGAAGCAAUUGAAAGAAUAUGAGAAGUUCAAGUUAGUUGUUGAAAAUACAAAGGAAGAAAAUGAGAAGUUACUCCAAUCUUUAGCUAUAGCAGAUGAUGAAAUGAAAGCUGUGAAUAGAAAGCUUACAGACGAAUCUCGGAAAAAUAUUAAAAACAUGUUCUUGUCUCGGGAGAAUGAGGUUUUGAGUGAGAAGGUCAGUGUUCUUGAAGAAAAAGUUAAUUCAUUUUAUGAGGAAUCAAUUCAGCACAGUCGUGAAUUGAACCAGCUUGGAGUCAGACAGGAAGCUGAAAGAGACUUCAAUGUUGUAAACCAGCAAGGUGAAGUGUUGCAGCUCAAUGUUCAUGUUACCUCUUUGAAGAAAGAUCUUGAUUCUAGGGAAAAUGAAAUAAAGCACUGUCAAGAUGAAAUAAGCAGGCUUUCUUGCUUAUGUGAAUCACAAGCUUCAAAAAUAAAGCAGAUACGGAAACAGUACGAAUCAUCCAAUACUUCAAAUGCUGAAUCUUCUUUGAUUAUCAAGAAAGAAAGAGAAAACCUUAAGAAAGCUAGCAAAGUUAUUGAUGACUUGGAUCAAAAACUGAACGCAUUUCAAAAGAUUAACGAUGAAUUAAAAGCUGAAAACGAUCUUAAGUUUGAACUGGUAAGAGAAAAAGAUGCUCAAAUUCAGCAUUACAAAACAUGUUAUAUAGAAAUAGAAUCAAAGUUCAAUGAUCUCAUAACUGAGGUGGAUAAUUACAAACACACACUCAAUCUUGCUGAAAAUGAGAAAAUUGUUGUAAAUAGAGACCUGAGUUCUUGGAUUUCGAAGCAUGAUUCUAUCAAGGAUUGCCUGACCAAAGUAUCAGCAGAGAAUAUGAAUCUUGUCGAGGAGCUAGAAAAAUGUAAUUCUAGCCUAGCUGUGCUCAGCAGUCAAUGUAAAGAUGUUGAGAUGGAAUACAGCUGCACUAAUCAAGAGUUGGAGGAUUGCCAUCAAAAAUUGGCUGCUUUUGAAAUAGAAUUAGCUGAUAAAAACCUUCAGAUUGAGGAAUUGACGAAAGAAAAUUCGUUUAUAAAUAGAAAAGUUAUGGAUAUGAUUGAGGAGAAAACGAUGGAUUCAAAAGUAAUGAAUAACAAAGAGAUUGAAUAUCAGGAACUUGCCAAAGCCAUGGAAUCAUUAAAGAGAAGAGGUUCCUCAGAGAUAGCUGCCCUCAAGGAUGAACUGUUAUCUAAAGAAGCUUUGCAUCAUGAGUACAAAAGAGAGAUGGAGGAGAAGGUGGACAAUCUGAUCAAUAUGGCUGAAUUCUCUGAUAAGUCGACAUCAAAUGUCUCCUUAUGUUCGUCAAUAUUGGUUAAUUGUGGGACCAUGACUGAACCUGAAGUGAAUUCUACAUCUAAUUCACAUAACCUAAGAAAGCAAAUUUCUGUUCUGAAAAAAGCUGUUGCCAAUAAAGAAAGAAAACUGUGUCAUGCUGAGACGAAGCUUGCCAAGCAGGCCUCUACUAUUGUUCAAAAACAGUGCCAAAUUGAUCAGCUCAGUACGAAAUUUGCCUCAAGAUUCAACCAAAGUGAACAGGCAAGAGAAAGUGAUCACAAUAUAGCAAUAACUGUGAAAAACUUGAACGAAAAAGUAAACUCAUUAAACAAAGUAAUA